CAUGGAGGGUUGGCCCUGAAUGUCCAUGUCCCUCCACAAUCCUCCAUGUUGGCCAAGAGUGGGGCUAAAGUUCCUAGAAGUUGGGUGAGCCAGCGCACCGCCUCAAUGCCCUCGUUCAAGGUCACCAGCUGCUGCAGGAUCUUCACAUCGAUGGCUCUCAGAUUCCUGCAGGCAUGGGUUGGCCAGGACAGUGGUGACCCCCGCAAUACGACAUGGACGACUGGAAGCCCAGCCCCCUCAUCAAGCCCUUUGGGGCGCGAAAAAAGCGGAGCUGGUAUCUUACCUGGAAGUAUAAACUGACCAACCAGCGGGCCCUGAGGAGGUUCUGUCAGACAGGAGCCGUGCUUUUCCUACUGGUGACCGUCAUUGUCAACAUCAAGUUGAUCCUGGACACACGACGAGCUAUCAGUGAGGCCAGUGAAGACCUAGAGCCAGAACAAGACUAUGAUGACGCCCUGGGCCGACUGGAGCCUCCACGGCGCAGAGGCAGUGGUCCCCGACGUGUCCUGGAUGUGGAGGUAUACUCAAGCCGCAGCAAAGUGUAUGUGGCAGUGGACGGCACCACGGUGCUGGAGGAUGAGGCCCAGGAGCAGGGCCGGGGCAUCCAUGUCAUUGUCCUCAACCAGGCCACGGGCCAUGUGAUGGCAAAGCGGGUGUUUGACACCUAUUCACCUCAUGAGGAUGAGGCCAUGGUGCUGUUCCUCAACAUGGUGGCACCUGGCCGAGUGCUCAUCUGCACCGUCAAGGACGAGGGCUCCUUCCACCUCAAGGACACCGCCAAGGCUCUGCUGAGGAGCUUAGGCAGCCAGGCUGGCCCUGCCCUGGGCUGGAGGGACACCUGGGCCUUCGUGGGACGAAAAGGAGGUCCUGUGCUUGGGGAGAAGCAUUCUAAGUCACCUGCCCUCUCCUCCUGGGGGGAUCCAGUUCUGCUGAAGACAGAUGUGCCGCUGAGCUCAGCUGAAGGUGGGACCACACUGGCCUCAUUCUCCCAUCCUGUUGACCUCAUCUCCCCCCCGUCAGAGGCAGAGUGCCACUGGGCAGACACAGAGCUGAACCGUCGCCGCCGCCGCUUCUGCAGCAAAGUCGAGGGCUACGGGAGCGUGUGCAGCUGCAAGGACCCCACCCCCAUCGAGUUCAGCCCUGACCCACUCCCAGACAACAAGGUCCUCAAUGUGCCUGUAGCUGUCAUUGCGGGAAACCGGCCCAACUACCUGUACAGGAUGCUGCGCUCUCUACUCUCAGCCCAGGGGGUGUCUCCCCAGAUGAUAACAGUUUUCAUCGAUGGCUACUAUGAGGAGCCGAUGGAUGUGGUGGCGCUGUUUGGUCUGAGGGGCAUCCAGCACACUCCCAUAAGCAUCAAGAACGCCCGAGUGUCUCAGCACUACAAGGCCAGCCUCACUGCCACUUUCAACCUGUUUCCGGAAGCCAAGUUUGCUGUGGUUCUGGAAGAGGACCUCGACAUUGCUGUGGAUUUUUUCAGUUUCCUGAGCCAGUCCAUCCACCUGCUGGAGGAGGACGACAGCUUGUACUGUAUCUCUGCCUGGAAUGACCAGGGCUAUGAGCACACGGCGGAGGACCCAGCACUGCUGUACCGUGUGGAGACCAUGCCUGGGCUGGGCUGGGUGCUCAGGAAGUCCUUGUACAAGGAAGAGCUUGAGCCCAAGUGGCCCACACCAGAAAAGCUCUGGGACUGGGACAUGUGGAUGCGGAUGCCAGAACAACGCCGAGGCCGAGAGUGCAUUAUCCCUGACGUGUCCCGAUCCUACCACUUCGGCAUCGUUGGCCUCAACAUGAAUGGCUACUUCCAUGAGGCCUACUUCAAGAAGCACAAGUUCAACACGGUUCCAGGUGUCCAGCUGAGGAACGUGGACAGUCUGAAGAAGGACGCUUACGAAGUGGAAGUUCACAGGCUGCUCAGCGAAGCGGAGGUUCUGGACCACAGCAAGAACCCUUGUGAAGACUCUUUCCUGCCAGACACAGAGGGCCACACCUACGUGGCCUUUAUCCGGAUGGAGAAGGACGAUGACUUCACCACCUGGACUCAGCUUGCCAAGUGCCUCCGAAUCUGGGACCUGGAUGUGCGUGGCAAUCACCGGGGCCUGUGGAGACUGUUUCGGAAAAAGAACCACUUCCUGGUGGUGGGGGUCCCAGCCUCCCCGUACUCGAUGAAGAAGCCACCAUCAAUCACCCCAAUUUUCUUGGAGUCACCCCCAAAGGAGGAGGGAGGCCCAGGAGCUGCAGAACAGACAUGAGACCUCCUCCAGGAACCUGCAGGGCUGGGUACUGUGUACCCCCAGGCAGGCUAGCCCUUUACCCAAUCCUGUAGGAUUUUGUAGACACUGGCAGGGGCUGGGUCUGGUUUGUUUUUAACAUGAGACUUAAUUACUAACUCCCAGGGGAGGGUUCCUCUGCUCCAACACCCCUGUUCCUGAGUUGGAGGUCUAUUUAUUUACUUCCUUGUCGGGAAAGGGCAGGAGAGUACCUGGGAAUCACUGGGAUCCCUGGGCAGUGCAUCCUGCCUUUUGCAUACUCCCUCCUCCCAGGCCUGACUCAGAAUCUAACGUAUUUAUUGACUGUCCUGAGGCCUUGGAAACAGCUGGAGCCUGGAGGGCCUUGAUUCUUUUUUUUUUUUUUUUUUUGGACUGGGGUGCUGCCCUGAGGGUGGGGCAGGCUCUUACUCAGGAAACUGCUGUGCCCAACCCAUGGACAGGCCCACCUGGGGCCCAUCUGCUGAUGCAGACUCACUCAGAGACCCUCAGACACUGAACCAGGCCUCUUCUCAGCCUCCUCUUUGUCCAGAUUUCCAAAGCUGGAUAAGGUGGUCAUUGAUUAAAAAAGGAGAAAAGCUCU
Molecule: messenger RNA, 2850 nt
Organism: Odocoileus virginianus texanus
Lineage: Eukaryota; Metazoa; Chordata; Mammalia; Artiodactyla; Cervidae
Source: RefSeq, a predicted model, not a curated record